Amphimedon queenslandica is the source of this 507-nucleotide messenger RNA. RefSeq names its product ATP-dependent DNA helicase RecQ-like. Gene Ontology annotation, cellular component: nucleus; cytoplasm; chromosome. The record is from RefSeq and is a predicted model, not a curated record. Gene Ontology annotation, biological process: double-strand break repair via homologous recombination. NCBI's taxonomy places the organism in Eukaryota, Metazoa, Porifera, Demospongiae, Haplosclerida, Niphatidae. Gene Ontology annotation, molecular function: ATP binding; 3'-5' DNA helicase activity; four-way junction helicase activity. The transcript has 2 exons. The annotation marks the transcript as partial.
AUGGACCAGAAAGCAAGAUUUACACCUAAGGGUAUUGAUGUGGAGUUUAUUGGUGAGGAUCAGAAAUGUAUUCGUAAGGUGCUUGCUGGUGAUGUUCAACUGGUCUAUAUUAGUCCUGAGAGUCUUAUGUGUAAUGCUAUUUAUCGCAAUAUGCUUUUGUCUCCUGUUUAUAAAGAAAAGUUGGUUGCAUUGGUUGUCGAUGAAGCACAUUGUGUGAAGUCAUGGGGAGAUAAAUUUCGUUUGGCGUAUGCUCAUUUGGGAGAUAUUAGAUCUUUAUUACCAUCUCAUGUAAACGUAAUGGCUCUCACAGCCACAGCUACACAUGAUACGUAUGGGGCAGUUAUUCAGCGUUUGUCGAUGAGGGAUGUCGUACUAAUAGGAUGUGAACCAAAUAGAGCCAAUAUAUCUUUUGCAGUUGAACCAAAAUCGGAUGUCGAAGUUUUUUGUAGCAAUGUAGCUUCUGGUUUGAGAUCUCUUGGAACAGAAUACCCUAAGACUGUUAUUUUU